AUGGGUGUUGAAUUGGGUCAUAAGUUUUCUCAGGCUAUUUUGCAUCCACAUGGGAUUGGCAUGAAAACCUGGGGAGACAUUUCAAGGAGGUUGAACAAUGAAUCCACUUUGUCUUUGAAGAUGGCUAGGCCAUUCCUUUUGCAUGGUGUUGCCUUGUGCCCUGGUGGCUUUGGAUCUCAGAUCCCAAUCCCCAGGUCAGGGUCUGAAGAACUGUUGAAAUCCAAGCUUGGAAUCAUUAGUUCAUAUGCUGAUGCAACUGAAGGGUUCAUUACACAUGGAUGGAUAACGAAUAUUGAAAAGUAUGGAUGCUUUGUCCGGUUCUAUAAUGGAGUACAAGGAUUUGCGCCCAGAUCUGAACUUGGGUUAGAUCCAGGGUGUGAUGUUAGUUCAAUGUAUCAUGUUGAGCAAGUUGUCAAAUGUAGAGUUACAAGUUCCAUUCCUGUUUCACGGAGAAUCAACCUUAGUUUCAUUAUUAAACCUGCAAGAGUGUCAGAGGAGGACGUGGUCAAACUGGGCAGCCUUGUUUCUGGAAUUGUUGAGCGUGUAACCGCUAAUUCUACAAUUGUAAAUGUCAAUUUCAAAGGGUACAUGAAGGGUACAAUCUCUUCUGAACAUCUAGCAGAUCACCAUGGGCUUUCUGCUUUGAUGACAUCAUCCUUGAAGCAAGGGUAUGAGUUUGAUCAACUAUUGGUCCUUGAUAUUGAGGGCAGCAACUUGAUACUCUCUGCGAAGCAUUCUCUUAUUAACUCAGCUCAAAAGCUCCCUGUGGAUGUCACUCAAGUUCGACCUCACUUGGUGGUGCAUGGGUAUGUGUGCAACUUAAUUGAAACUGGUUGCUUUGUACGUUUCAUUGGGCGUUUGACUGGUUUUGCUCCCAAAAACAAGGCUACUGAUGACCGAAGAAGCGAUCUUUCUGAAGUCUUCUAUAUUGGACAAUCUGUUCGCAGCAACAUACUCAAUGCUAGUAGUGAAACGGGUAGGAUAACACUCUCUCUAAAGCAGUCAUUGUGCUGUUCGACAGAUGCGUCUUUUAUUCAAGAAUACUUUCUGUUGGAAGAGAAGAUUGCCAAGCUGCAAUCAUCCCACUCCAAGGGUUCUGAGUUAGAAUGGGUUGACAAUUUUAAUAUUGGUAAUGUUGUCGAAGGAAAAGUUCAUGAGACAAAGGAUUUUGGAGUUGUCGUCAGUUUUCGGAAGUAUAAUGAUGUUUUUGGCUUCAUAACACACUAUCAGUUAAGUGGGAUAACUUUGGAAACUGGCUCCACUGUUCGAGCUGCAGUUCUUGAUGUUGCUAGGAUAGAACGUCUUGUGGAUUUAUCUUUGAAGCCAGAUUUUGUUGAUGUACUCAAAGGAGAGAGUUCUGAUGUCCAAACGCAGAAGAAGAAACGCAAAAAGGAAGCACACAAAGACUUGGAGGUGCAUCAAACUGUGAAUGCAGUAGUGGAGAUAGUGAAAGAGAAUUACUUGGUUCUUUCAAUACCAGAGUAUAACUUUGCUUUAGGAUAUGCAUCAAUAACUGACUACAACACUCAAAAGUUCCCUCCAAAGCAAUUUGUUAAUGGACAGAGUGGGUUUGGAAGUAAAUGGUUUAUUUGGUGCAGUGUCAUUGCGACCAUCAUGGCUCUUCCAACCCCUUCGACAUCUGGGAGGUUGCUUCUACUUCUUAAAUCUAUUAGUGAGGUUGCGGAGACUUCCACUUCAAAGCGGGCAAAGAAGAAAUCUGGAUAUAAUGUGGGAUCACUUGUCCAGGCAGAGAUUACUGAAAUAAAGCCUCUUGAACUGAGAUUGAAAUUUGGAUCUGGUUUUCAUGGGAGGGUGCACAUAACAGAGGCAGUUGAUAAUAAUGUUACUGAAGAUCCUUUUAGUAGCUUCAGAAUUGGGCAGACACUGACUGCAAUAAUUGUUUCAAAGUCUAAUAUGACAGAAAUCAAUAGAAGAAACUAUCAAUGGGAGUUAUCCAUCAAACCCUCAAUGCUUACAGGCUCCAGUGAAAUAGGGGACAGACUUAUGAAUAGAGAUUUCAAAUAUACUGUUGGUCAACAUGUUACUGGUUUCGUGUAUAAAGUGGACGCUGAAUGGGUGUGGCUAGCAAUAUCUCGAGAUGUGAAGGCUCAACUUUAUAUUCUUGACAGUUCAUGUGAACCUACAGAACUCCAGGAAUUCCAAAAAAGGUUUUUUGUGGGAAAAGCUCUUUCUGGCUAUGUUUUAUCUGCUAACAAGGAGAAGUCGUUGUUACGUAUUGUUCUGCAUCCAUUGGUGGCUGUUUACAAUGGAACUCUUGGUCAUGAAGAUGAUUCAGGCAACCUUUCAACUGCAAAUGCAACAUCCCAUAUUCGUGAAGGUGAUGUAGUGGGUGGUAGGAUAUCCAAGAUACUUCCAGAUGUUGGUGGCUUACUUGUUCAAAUCAAUCCACACCUAUAUGGUAAGGUUCAUUUUGCCGAACUGACGGACUUAUGGGUGUCUGACCCAUUGUCUGGAUAUCAUGAAGGAAAAUUUGUGAAAUGCAAAGUCUGUGCAAUUAGCUUUUCGGCCAAGAGCACUCUCCAUGUUGAUUUGUCAUUACGCUCGUCUUUAAAUCACAUGGAUGAUCAAAAAUUUGGUGGACUCAGCGACAAUGUGAAUUCUUCUAGCCAACGUGUAGAAAAGAUCGAGGAUCUUCAUCCAAAUAUGGUUAUACAGGGCUAUGUUAAGAGCAUCACGCAAAAAGGAUGUUUCAUUAUGCUUUCCCGCGAGGUUGAUGCCAAAAUCCUCCUCUCAAACUUGUCAGACAGCUAUGUCGAAAAUCCCCAAAAAGAAUUCCCUAUUGGAAAACUUGUCAUUGGAAGGGUUGUAUCCGUGGAGCCACUGUCUAAGCGAGUGGAAGUCACCCUUAAGACAUCAGGCGCAAUCACUGUAUCAAAGGCUGACAUAAAUGAUUUUAAUAGUCUUAAUGUUGGUGAUAUUAUUUCUGGAAAGAUCAGGCGUGUUGAGUCAUAUGGUUUGUUUAUCACAGUUGAUCACACAAACCUGGUCGGGUUAUGCCAUGUUUCACAGCUUUCUGAUGAUCAUAUUGACAGCAUUGAAACUAUCUACAGAGUAGGGGAGAGGGUGAAGGCGAAGAUUUUGAAGGUUGAUGAGGAUAGACAUCGAAUUUCUCUGGGGAUGAAGAGGUCAUAUCUUGGGGAUGAUAUAGACACUCAAACGCCAUCAAGACAAAGGUCUGAUGAUGCCAUUGAAGAUAACGAUUUAGUCGGCACUGAGUCAAUGCACCAGAACAAUAUAUCUAAGAUUAAGAAUGUGGAUAUUUUAUCUGAAGUGGAAGAACAUCCCAUUCUUGCUGAAAUGGAAUCAAGGGCCUCUGUACUUCCACUUGAGGUUCCUCUUGAUGAUGAAGACAACUCAGAGAUGGAUAAUAUUGUUAAUCAACAGAGAGAGUGCAUUAAUGAAGCAAAAACCAUAGAUGAGAAGAACAAGAAACUGGCACAGAAGAAAACAAGGGAAGAUAGGGAGCGAGAGAUCAGGGCUGCUGAGGAAAGACUACUUGAGAAAGAUGUACCAAAGAGUGCUGAUGAAUUUGAGAAACUGGUUCGAAGUUCCCCGAAUAGCAGCUUUAUCUGGAUAAAAUACAUGGCUUUUAUGCUCUCUCUGGCUGAUGUGGAGAAGGCCCGCUCAAUUGCUGAGAGGGCUUUGAGGACAAUAAAUGUCCGAGAAGAGUCCGAAAAGCUGAAUAUUUGGGUUGCAUAUUUUAAUUUGGAGAAUGAAUAUGGAAAUCCGGCUGAGGAUGCUGUUUUGAAAGUAUUCCAAAGAGCCCUGCAGUAUUGUGAUCCCAAAAAGGUGCAUGUGGCACUGUUGGGAAUGUAUGAAAGGACUGAGCAACACAAGUUGGCUGAUGACCUUCUUUACAAGAUGGUCAAAAAGUUCAAGCAGUCAUGCAAGGUUUGGCUACGGAGAGUUCAUUGGCUCUUAAAGCAAAACGUUGAUGGAGUCCAGUCUACUGUAAAUCGUGCUCUUCUAAGCCUUCCCCGACAUAAGCAUAUUAAGUUCAUCUCACAGACAGCUAUUCUUGAGUUCAAGACGGGGGUUGCUGACAGAGGGCGGUCUAUGUUUGAGGGAAUGCUUCGGGAGUAUCCGAAGAGAACUGACUUGUGGAGUGUUUAUCUUGAUCAGGAGAUUCGACUCGGUGACAUGGAUCUGAUACGUGCUCUAUUCGAGAGGGCAGUAAGUUUGAGUCUUCCACCUAAAAAGAUGAAGUUCUUAUUCAAAAAAUAUCUCGAGUAUGAAAAGUCUGUCGGUGAUGAAGAACGGAUAGAAUCCGUGAAGAGGAAAGCAAUGGAAUAUGUCGAGAGUACUCUUACUUGAUAUUGGUUUUUUAACUUACAAUUUUGCGGGUAUCGUACCAAGAGGAAGCAGAUGGGCAGAGUUAUGUAUAUGUACCAAAAUUAUUAGUAUUGAACGCUGUUUCAUUGUUGAAUAUGAAAUAUGAAUGCAAAAAAUUGAAGUGAGAAUAACAUUGACCUC
Molecule: messenger RNA, 4494 nt
Organism: Ilex paraguariensis (yerba mate)
Lineage: Eukaryota; Viridiplantae; Streptophyta; Magnoliopsida; Aquifoliales; Aquifoliaceae
Source: the annotation of a GenBank genome assembly